Messenger RNA from Manihot esculenta (cassava), 2153 nucleotides. RefSeq names its product transcription factor TCP4. Gene Ontology annotation, cellular component: nucleus. Gene Ontology annotation, biological process: regulation of secondary shoot formation. The record is from RefSeq and is a predicted model, not a curated record. NCBI's taxonomy places the organism in Eukaryota, Viridiplantae, Streptophyta, Magnoliopsida, Malpighiales, Euphorbiaceae. Gene Ontology annotation, molecular function: sequence-specific DNA binding; DNA-binding transcription factor activity. The transcript has 3 exons. The coding region runs from base 795 to 1667 and encodes 290 amino acids.
ACUGCUACAUUUGAUUCUUGUAGGGGCUGAGAUAACAAGAUAUCUUUAAUCUCCUCUGACCAAACUCUGCCACCCUUUGCAGAAGCAUCAGCCAGCUCUCUCUAUAAGACAACUGUGGAUAUUUCCUCCCCUAGUUACUGCUUCAAAAACCUUCCCUUUUACCUUUCUCUUUUCUGAUUCUCAAUCUCUUUAAUCACUUUCACUGAGUUUUCCAAAUUCUUUCUAUGUUUUGGUAUCUUACAUAUUUACUACAAUUUUCUUCUUUUAUCAGUGAGUAUCAGCUCAACUUCCCCAUUUGCUCUAUCUAUUUUUCUUGCAAGAAAGAUUUCAGCCUUUGUAGAGAAUCAGAAACCCCACCAUUCUUAUCCAUUUUUGCUCUGUUAUCUUACAUAGAAAUAGAUAAGUUGGUCACUCUUUUUUUUUUUUUUUUUUUUUUUUUUACAAAUAAAAACUUAAUUUUUGUAAGUGGGUAUUUCUUGCCUAGUAUGGAUUUGGAUUUGGUGGUGUGAUUGGAGACCUGGAAUCUGGAGAUGGCAAUGUUAGGAGUUUUUGGGAUCAGCAGUUUCAGACAUAUCAGCUUUAAGGUUUGUAGCGGCAGCAGAUAAAAAACAUCCUAGUCCACAAGAAACUCAAGAACAAAAGCUAGACACAAAAUCUCUUCACCAUCAUCCUCAGCUUCUCCAAAACCAGCAACAACAUGUGGAGGUUAUAUGUUCCAGUCAAGCAGCAGAAGUACUCCCCAGCAGACGAACUUUAGACCAGAUCAUAGAAAACACAAAAUCUAGACAAAGAAUAUGAAAGGAGCUGGAGGAGAAAUUGUCCAAGUUCAAGGAGGUCACAUUGUUAGGUCCACUGGGCGUAAAGAUCGACACAGCAAGGUCUCCACUGCCAAAGGUCCUAGGGACCGCAGGGUCCGCUUAUCUGCACAUACUGCAAUACAAUUCUAUGAUGUUCAAGACCGGCUAGGCUAUGACCGACCAAGUAAAGCUGUUGAUUGGCUCAUUGAGAAGGCCAAGUCUGCAAUUGACAAGCUUGCUGAGCUUCCACCAUGGCACCCAACUGCUAAUAAUAUUAAUGGAACCAUGGAGUCUGACCAGAAUGCUGGGUCUAGUGAAAUGGCAAUUACAGAGCAAUCAGAAUCAUCUGGGUAUAGUUUUCAGCUCCACAGAAACUUGGCUGAUAACCCAAGUAAUGACUCAUCCUUCAUUACACCUUCUAUAGAUCCUGAUACUAUGAAAUCUUUGUUCCCCACAAGCUCCACAACAUCAUCAAUGAACUUUCAGGGCUAUCCACUUGAUAUAAUCACAAGAACCACAAAUCAAACUGAAGAUCUUGGUCUAUCCCUUCAUUCUUUCCAAGAUCAAGGUCUAAUUCAUGGGCAAUCACAGGCAGACACAAGCCAUACAAAUUCAAAUGAUCAGAACCUUUUUGCAGGCUCAGCUUCAAUGGGGUAUGAAGCUAAUUUCCAAAGAAUGGUGGCUUGGAGCAAUAGCACAAAUAGAACAGCAGGUUUGCAACAGAGGGAUUGCCAGGUUUUAGCAUUCCAGCAAGAAUCCGUGGGGACGAAGAGCAAAGCCUUGUUUCAGAUCGGCCAUCCUCCUCCACUCCUUAGCUUACCUACAAGAAUCACAACCAGCCAUGGUGGGUUGAUGAUCAAUAGAAGAUGAAAAAUGGGAUUUCUCCCUCAGCAAAACUGGGGAUAUAGCUCAGUUGGCAGAGCUCUGCUCUUGCAAUUGUCGCUCCAUCCUCGCAGGGGCAGAGAAUCCGUCACUGUCAAUUCUGUAUCACCACAUGUGAGAAGAAACUAUAUGGUUGGAUUCAACAAUUUUUUUCCCCUUAUUUUUCUUUCACAUGUUUGACGAAUUCAGUACUCAAUCUAUAUAGAGCUUAUUAGUUGAGGGUAUUGGAUAUGCUCUCUUGGCUCUGCUUUGAGAUUUGUUUGAAAUUGCUGCUAGAAUUGGAUUCUGAUGUUAGAACUCUUUCUUUGUCAUUGUUGAGUGCUUAGCAUUUCACAUAGCUGAGAAAAAACACCACAGUAUGUGAGGCACAAAGAUGAUCAUUACAACCUUGAUUUUCUGUAAAGGGUAUGGAUUUUUUAAUCCAUUUUUGUGUUUGCAAGUACAAUGAAAUGCUAGAAUACCUAAAAUGAACUU